AUGAAGGGCUUCGAAGUUGAGUUAGAUCUAGAUGCUGAACAUAUUAUGUGGAUGUACCACUUAAGAUACUUUGUAGAUUUAAGAAGGAGAUAUGAAACAUUUAUAAAGUUUAGAGGAAGCAGAGCAUUUUUAGAAGGAGUAGAUUUACACAGAGUUUAAUGUGCUGUUUAGGAUGCGGUAACAAAGGCAAAACAUGAAUUUAUUUAUGAUUUUUUGAUGCAAUCAAAUGAUCUAGAUGAGAAUUAUGGACCAUAUCUGGAUUUAUUAAGUAAUUAGGAAUAUGAAAAUUUGAAAAGGUAAUAUUAGGGAUUAUUUAUCUUUUCAAAAAAGCAGUUUAUGCAAAUAAAAAAAGAUUUAAAUGAUAAAUUUGGUUACAUAGUAAAUUUAUCAAGAAAAUAUCCUUUAAAUUAUGUGAUAAUAUUUUUACCUUCAAGCAAGCAAUCUUUAUUGAUUUAGAGGAUUUAAUAUUUAGUAUAACAAAUAAACAAAAAUAUUGAUUAAGGAGUUACUCCUUAUAAUUCUUAAUAUUAUAGUUAUAGAAAUAGGGAUUUAGCAAAUAGAAAUAUAUAUAAAAAGAUUUAUUAAAUAAAAAUGAGAGAUGAAUAAGCAAUAUAAAUAUUUUUAAUUUUCGAUAUAAGGAGAAUGGAAGAGUAUUUUAAGGCAUCUUUUAGUUUAUAAGAUUAUGGCGACUUUGUGAUAUUUGUUAUAUAAGGGUCAUCCGAUUCUGGAUGUGUAGAAGCAAUGUCUACCAUAGAGAAACAUUUAAAGCAAAAGAUCUUAUCUUAAAUAUAAAAUGUAUAACAUGAUUUUUAAGGGAUGGAUAUGAAAAUAGUAUAAAUUGAAGAAAUAGAAUCAAUAGCUAAUAGAUUGGAUUAAUGUUUUGGAACAGAGAUCUUGAAAAGAUUAACAAGUAAGUUUUUAAAGAAUCAUUUUGUAUUUGCGGAUACAGAAUAGUUAAAUUUUAUGAAAUAAAAAUAAAUGAACGAAGAGAGCAAUUAGAUUUCAAGAUUGACCAAUAGUAAUUUUUAGAGUGAAGUAGCUAAAUAAGCAGAUAGUUAAAUAUAGUAAGAUAACAGUGCAAUUUAAUAUAAUGAAUAGAAAGAUUUGAAAAAGUACUUAUAAUUUGAAAACCUUAAAAAUAAUGAUUCUGAAAUAGUCAUACCAAUAAAAUAGUAGAUUGAAAAGUAAGAAAUAAAUCAAAAAGAUGGCAAUGAAUUGUAAAUGUAAGAUGAAGAAGACGAGGAAGAAUAAUAAGAUAUGAAAUAAUUGAAGACCAUAAAAGAUCAUAAGAUUGAAACCUUAAAAGACAAAAUUAUUAUAGAGUUCUUUAAUUAUAAGGAAAAAUCCAAGUUUUAUCUCUUCUUAAAUAACUUUGAUGAAGAGUUGUUUUAUUCAGAUUUUGAUGUAUAUUGUACAGAGAAUUACAAUUUACCUCAUGUUAUUUAGCCUGAUUCCAGCGAAUAAAAUCAAUUAAAAUUUAUAAUCGAGAUAUUUUCUAACGAAUUUAAAAAUAACAUAGUUGAAAUAACAGAUUUUUUAGAUCAUUACAUGAAUUGCUAGGUUAUGUUAGGUAUUAAAAAUGCUAAAUAACUAAAACACGAAGAAUUUGAAGAGUUAUGUGAUGAUUUCAAUUGUUCAUUUUAAAUUUACAAUUGUGAUCUGAAUCCUAAAUAGAUAGGUUGGUCAUAAAAUGAAGUUAUACCAUAAAAAAAUGAAAAAGGUAAAGAUCUUGCUAUAAUCUUUUCAAACAUUAUACAUUGCUUCAUUGAUUAAUUAAAAGAAAAGGUGAAUAUUCUGAAUUAAUUAGCUAAAAAAAGUAUUAUCACAUUAUUGUUUUAAUCUUAAUUUGAAUAUGCAUACAAUUUAUGUGAAAUAAAGAAAUUGGAUUUAUUUUGUCAAUUUAAUCUUGAUGAUUGUUAUUGGGUUUAAAUUACAGCUAAUAAUCCAAAAGAGAUUAUUGAGAAAAUAAAGGAAGAUGAUUCUAAAAUAUUAUAGUAGACUUUGAGUAAGCAAAUUAAUUGUUAGAAUGAAGCAAUAGUAUUAGUUAAAGCAUUAUAGGAAAGAGACUUUUAUGAUGUCUUUAUUCCUGAACUGUAUUGUAAAUACUAUGAAAAGUUAAGGAGAGAUUAUUUAGAUAAGCAGUUUACUGAAGAUGAAUGGAAGAAUAUUAAAAUGGGGCCUGAUCAAAAAUUAUUUUUUGUUGAUAUGACAGAUUUAGGAAUAUAGCCUACUCAUUUGGAGCCAACAAUAGAAAUUCUAGCUGAUUUGGGCAGUAUUAUAUAUUUCACAUAAUGUUAUUAGAAAAGGGUAAAGUGAUAGAAAGUACAAAUGAUUUGUAGCAAGGUGUUUAUUUAAUAGGAAGAUCAAGAAAUGUAAAUUCGGAUACAUUUGACUUGACCAUUAACAAUCACAUCAUCAGGUACGUGUAUUUAAUUAAUUUGUAUUAGCUCCAUAAUAAAUAUCAAAUGA
Messenger RNA from Paramecium sonneborni, 2469 nucleotides. The record is from the annotation of a GenBank genome assembly. NCBI's taxonomy places the organism in Eukaryota, Ciliophora, Oligohymenophorea, Peniculida, Parameciidae.